Molecule: messenger RNA, 1942 nt
Organism: Corticium candelabrum
Lineage: Eukaryota; Metazoa; Porifera; Homoscleromorpha; Homosclerophorida; Plakinidae
Product: zinc finger SWIM domain-containing protein 1-like
Molecular function (GO): zinc ion binding
Source: RefSeq, a predicted model, not a curated record
AUUGCAUUGCACUUGGCUGUGGUACUUUAGAGACAAUAACAGCACCUUCUUGUUUUCAUAGGAACUCUUCAAGCAACUACCACGACAGAGAAAGCUUUCCAAUGAUGUCAAGCAAGAAGCGCAAAAGUUGCUGUCAUUACAAGCAAACAAGAAGAUGGUUCAAGAUAAACUGUCAAACGAAACAGGCCAAGUGGUUCUUUUAAAGGACCUGAGCAAUCUAUCUACGCUAAUGAAGAGUGGCAGUACCCGUAACAACUUAGAAGGUACUGUCAAGGAACUGACAGAGCAAUAUGGUAGGUUAUUAUGUAGGUUUUAAAUGCUGUAGAAUGUGUUGUUAAUGUGCAUUUGGGGUGGUCACGUGUAGGUUCAAGUGUGCAUGUAAUGACAAAUGACCAAAAAGAACUAUUGGGAGCCCAUUUUCAAGAUGACCAAAUGAAAAAGGCAUUCGAUGCUUACACUGAGAUAUUAUUUAUUGAUGCCACCUACAAGCUUCUUGAGCUGCGGUUCCCAUUAUACAUUAUCCUCAUAGAAGAUGGCAAUGGGCAAAGUGAAAUUGCAGCAGCAUUUUUGUUACUUGAAGAGAAGAAAACAUCACUAUCAAAAAUCAUGUCUAUUUUUAAAGAAAACAAUCCAUCCUGGACAGCUACCAGAGUUUUGAUGGCAGACAAGGACAUGACUGAACGUGACGUACUAGCAUCAAAUUUUCCAAAUGCUGACCUUUUGAUUUGCCUCUACCACACUCUCACGUCAUUUCGACGAGAGAUUUCUUGUGAAAAAAUGGGCAUCACAUCAGGUCAGAGAACCAUGUGUUUGGAACUUCUGCAGCAAAUGGCAUAUGCCACAAAUGAAGUAAAAUAUACAGAAUUGUAUUCUCGUUUCAAAACCUGCGCUCCUGCAGCUGUAAUCGACUACUUCAACAAGCAGUGGCAUCCCAUUCGUAAGCAAUGGACAAUGGGUAUGAAAUACAGCACAGGCAACUUCUUGAACGCGACCAACAAUAGACUUGAAUCACUAAAUGCCAAAUUAAAAUCUGUCAUUCCCCGCUUUUCCUCCAUGGAAACAUUCACUGAGAAUUUCUUUGUUAUUCUGAGAGUACUACAGUCAGAACGAGAUCAUAAUGCAAGUCUUUCAGUUUUGAAAGUGCCCACUGCAUUUCAUUCAACCUCUGAUGAAGCAAGCAAGCAUAUUAUGCUGUGCCUUACUCCCUAUGCCUAUGAGUUGGUGAAAAAGCAAAUGGAUAUGAUUGCAAAAGUAGCAUUAAAAUGUGCAGAAAAUCAGCAGUAUCAUGUGUCCUCUAGUGAAGGCAAUAUUACAGUAACUGCAACCUCAUGCCAGUGUCUAGGAUGGCUUUCAAUGAGGCUCCCAUGCCGUCAUAUACUGUCAAGGGCUGACAUUGGCAUGAGCUUAUUCGACGAAGGAUUAUGUGACAAAAGGUGGACACUACACUACUUCAAGUCAAUGCACAGUAUUUUCAAAGAAUUUUGCCAGCAAUCAGUCGACUGUCUCUUUUGUUACUAGUUCAUUGCCUCAAACACAUAACUUAGCACAACCACUCUCUCAGGUUUGUAUUACAUGGCUAGAACUUCAACAACAUUGCCUGCAGUAUGCUCUGGUUCAGUUUCAGAAAUCUAAACUUGUUUCAAGAGUCACAAGUAAAUUAUCUACCCUAGCUUCAGAAGACUCUGGACUAACCUUUACCAAGCGAUUAGAAUUGUUGAAACAAUUAGUUACAGCAUGGGAAAAUGGAGAAACAGUUGCAUUAGUCAAUGGUAAGACCUAGUGGCAUUAUGUAUACAAACUGUGUGCAUACACCAAUAAUGUGAGCAAAUACACAUGCGCAUGCUGAUGCAACAAGUAGGCACACACAUUGUACAUAUUUACUUUGUUAAAGACAAAAUGGUGUCAGUUUUGUUUUGACAAAUACCUAAAUGUGUGCAGAUCC